Ooceraea biroi (clonal raider ant) is the source of this 1017-nucleotide messenger RNA. RefSeq lists its product as uncharacterized. The record is from RefSeq and is a predicted model, not a curated record. Gene Ontology annotation, biological process: mitochondrial respirasome assembly. Lineage: Eukaryota; Metazoa; Arthropoda; Insecta; Hymenoptera; Formicidae.
UUGUACGAUUGAAUACCCUGCGGUCCCUGCGGCCUGCGAAAUACCGUGUUCGUCUCGCGUGCGGAAAGUGUAAUACGGUGCAGGUCGAACCGGACAAAUUUAAUCAGGUGUGUGACACACACUGUGUGCGGAUACUAUUGGACACUGCGUACGGUGGAGGUGAAGGACGUUCUGCAUCGUGAUACUGCAAGUCCGGAUCACUGUGGUGAUGCUCGUGUAAUCAGAAUCGACGAUCACGUUCACGUGAAGAUUCCGGACUUUCCGAAACAGACGCGAGGAUGUCGCGUACGAAGGCGGAGAAGAUCGGUAACGGUAACAAGUGCGAGGUUAGCGUGUGGACACGUGCGAUCACGGCGAAUUCGGAAUGGCCGGACAAGGAGGAGUUUCUUGACGUGAUAUACUGGGCAAGACAAGCGAUCGGUAUUAUCGUUGGCAUAGGAUGGGGCCUUAUACCUCUGAAAGGUUUUAUAGCUCUAUUGUUAUUUGUAGUAGUCAAUGCAGGAAUUACGUAUUUAUACUUUAGCAGUUUCCAACAAAUCGACGAGGAAGAAUUCGGUGGUAUGUGGGAACUGACGAAAGAGGGAUUUAUGACCUCGUUUGCUGGGUUUCUGGUAACUUGGAUCAUCAUAUAUUCCGGAUUGCAUUUCGACUGAUUCACAUUGCGAUGGAUUCAUGGAUUCGAGACAAGAAGCAAUAGCGUUUUAUACAGAGAUCAUCGCCGCUGCCAAAUUCUCCAUACGUACGCAAUAGCCAUUCCCUCGUAAUAGACACUGCUGUGUGAUUCCUGUGUCGUGUGCAUAUACUGUUACAUAUUGUUACAUACAAGUAUGAAUUACCUGUAUAAAAGUCUUCUUACCUUGUCAAAACUGUGUGUGUUUUAAUCUUAACUGACUGACGAGUUCAAUUAAGCAUACGUUAUUUUGUCUUAUGUAUGUUUAUUAAUAAUUUAACGUACGUAUUAAUGUAUAAAGUCUAUAUGCAAUUUUACGCAAGAUAUAUAUGCCAUAAAAAUAUUAA